AUGGGCCGCGUUCGCACCAAGACUGUGAAGAAGGCGGCCCGAGUCAUCAUCGAGAAAUACUACACGCGCCUGGGUAAUGACUUCCACACCAACAAGCGCGUGUCCGAGGAACUCGCCAUCAUCCCCAGCACAAAGCUUCGGAACAAGAUAGCCGGCUAUGUCACGUGUCUGAUGAAGCGGAUUCAGAGAGGUCCCGCGAGAGGCAUCUCCAUCAAGUUGCAGGAAGGAGAGAGAGAAAGAAGAGAUUAUUAUGUUCCUGAGGUCUCAGCCCUGGAUCAGGAGAUCACUGAGGGAGAUCCUGACACCAAGGAGAUGCUGAAGCUUCCGGACUUUGUCCGUCUCUCUAGCCCCCAGGUCACUCAGCCUGCAGUUGGGAAGAAUUUCAAAACACCAUGUGGAGCUGUUUAGUCCGUUAUGCCAUAUUUUCAAUAAAUCUGAAUAUGAAACAAACAAACAAAAAACAAAAACAAAAAACAAAAAAAAGAGGGACCAUAUUAUCAGAAUGGAAAAACUAACUCAAGAAAAAAUAUAAAGAAGAUAGUUUUAUUCCUGCUACAUAGAAAGGUGGGUUUUUCCUGGAGCCAGG
Rattus norvegicus (Norway rat) is the source of this 586-nucleotide messenger RNA. It is a transcript of the gene Rps17l3, whose product is annotated as ribosomal protein S17 like 3. The record is from RefSeq and is a predicted model, not a curated record. NCBI's taxonomy places the organism in Eukaryota, Metazoa, Chordata, Mammalia, Rodentia, Muridae.